GAAAUCGAGAAUCGCUAUCGAUACUGUCUGGGUCUCCGCACAGCAGACAGCCAUCUUACUGUCGGAAGUGCCGAAAACUGAUGCACCGGGACGUAUCUUUCGAGAUGUCUGGCGGGAAAGUCAUCAGAUACAAUAUGAUCGUCCUAUGAAGCAUGGAAUGUACAGUGCACAUUAUGUAGGCAUUAACAUUAAACAAAGAAAAGAGUUGUAAUAAUUAACAAGUAAGAAUAACAAGUGCCACAGAACUCCACAUCGUGUUUUUGGUACGUGUAGUCCCGUGCACGUUCUUUGAUAGCAGUUGGAUGAUCAUGCCAAAGGCUCAUACAGCUGUUGAGGCCUCAUCCCCACAACUCUGAGCCUGACGCAAAAAAAAAAUCUAUGCACGCAGAGCAAGCCUUGGAGAGAGGCUGAAACUAGACCGGUGGCCAUGUCGUCCAACGCGGAGCAACGCUUGAGGACUCUGGAGAAGUUGUACCUGAACGGCGUGCUGGAGAGCAAUGGUGAAGUCGUCAGUAUAGAAACACUCCAGGAUGUCUUCCUGCUUCUCUAUAAUGAGUGUCACAACUCUACGCUGCGACGGGAAAAAUCUGUCUCAGAUUUCUUGGAAUAUGCGAGACCCAUCGCUCAGAAAAUCAAGGUGUUGCGGUUACGCCGAGAUGACUUUGAAACACUCAAGGUGAUUGGACGAGGGGCGUUUGGUGAGGUUGCUGUGGUGAGGUUAAAGAACACCGACAAAAUAUUUGCAAUGAAACUACUCAACAAAUGGGAAAUGCUGAAGAGGGCAGAGACUGCCUGCUUUAUAGAGGAGAGAGAUGUCCUAGUGAAAGGUGACGACAGAUGGAUAACUCAUCUACACUACUCCUUCCAAGAUGACGACUACUUGUACUUUGUCAUGGACUACUACAGCGGGGGCGACCUGCUGACCCUCCUCAGCAAGUUUGAGGACCGUCUGCCCGAGGACAUGGCCCGCUUCUACAUCGCCGAGAUGGUGCUGGCCAUCGACUCCAUCCACCAGCUGCAGUAUGUGCAUCGGGACAUCAAGCCGGAUAACGUACUGCUGGAUCAGCACGGGCACAUACGACUGGCUGACUUUGGCUCCUGUCUCAAGAUGCAGGAGGAUGGCUCGGUACAGUCCAAUGUCGCUGUUGGUACACCUGAUUACAUCUCGCCUGAGAUUCUCAGGGCAAUGGAGGACGGUCAAGGGAGAUACGGGCCAGAAUGUGACUGGUGGUCACUAGGCGUCUGUAUGUUUGAAAUGCUGUUUGGUGAGACGCCGUUCUACGCAGAGUCACUGGUGGAGACAUACAGCAAGAUUAUGAACCACAAGGACCAGUUUGUUUUCCCGCCUGACAUCGACGACGUGUCCGACGAAGCCAUGGACCUCAUCAAGAAGUUGAUCUGCAACGCUGAUCAGCGGCUGGGCAUCAACGGACUGGAAGACUUCAAGAACCAUCCCUUCUUCACUGGCAUCGAUUGGAUUAACAUCAGGGAAAUGAGUCCACCUUACAAACCAGACGUCAAAAGCCCAACCGAUACCUCCAACUUUGACGUGGAUGAGACGGAUCUCAAGCAGUCUGAGACUGUACCGCCCAACACUCACGCAGCCUUCACUGGCAACCACCUCCCAUUUGUAGGCUUUUCAUUUACAAGGAACAGUUGCCUGUCGGACAUGGGCUCGCUGUUGGAAGCCAAGGAUGACGUCAUAUCAGACGGAGUGGACAGCGUCUCGGCAGAGGCCUACGAGAGAAGGAUCAAGAGGCUAGAGUCUGAGAAGAACACAUUGAGCCACAGGUUGUCAGACACAGCGAAGAGAGGUGGGGGUUCGGUAGGGGCAGAAAACAACGAAGUCAAGCAUCUCAAGGAUGAGAUAGCGCUCUUAUCAAAGAAGAUGUCAGAUGCCCAAAUGGCCAACAAUCAUCUGGAGAAAGAGCUACAAGAGGCCCUGGGCAUGAGAAAAGACGAUGAGGAUAAAAACUCCAAGAUCAGGCAACUAGAGAAACAAAACAGGACUCUGAAAGCAGAAAGGGAGGAGUUUCAACGAGAGCAAAUAGAACUGCAGGAGAAGCUGAAACAACAGGGCAAAGAACUCAAGGAGGCCAAGUCACAGUACAAGCUGACCAUGCAGGAAUUCUCAGAGAUCAAUGAAAGGUUAUCAGACGUGAGGUCACAGAAGACGAAACUGACCCGUGACCUGCGUGACAGGGAGGAGGAAUACGAUGCCAUGAGUCACAAGGUGGAAGUCCAACGGCUAGAUCUUCGCAAAGCUGACAAAGUCAGAAAAGAGCUCGAGACUGACUUGGAUGAGAAACUAGCCGAGCUCAAUAAGGAGAAGUUUUUGAGGCAACAGAGUGAGCAGUCGGUCAAGCAACGGGAAGAAGAACUGGAAAGAGUCAGGAAGCGUGGCCGUGUGGAUCUACAGUCCAGCACCCACGACCCUAAACAGCAAGAAAUCACCAGACUGAAGGCGGAGCUUGAGAAGAAACGAUCCUCCUACGAGGAGGGGCUGUCCAAGGAGAAGUCAAGACACACCAUCGAAGAAAAAGGCUUGAAGGAGACGAUAUCAGAGAAUGAGCAGCAGAUCAUCAGCCUCAAGAGGGAGGUCAGCAGCUUGAACUACAAGCUGAGCAGGGAGACCACCAGCUCCCAGUCUCAGCAGGAUGACUUGGAGUCACUGCGACGCAAGCUGGAGAGGGAGAAGAGUCAGCUGGAUGAGGAGAAUAGGAGACUCACUCUGGAAGUAGAUAAGAUGUCCACUGACUAUGACAACAAGUGUCGGGAGUUGAAGAUUCGUGAAGAGGAACUGAGGGAGAUGUCAGAUAAAGACAAAAUGCCGAUCUGGGAGGCCCAGAUUAGUGAACUCAUUCAGUGGGUGAGUGAUGAGAAGGAUGCUAGGGGCUAUCUGCAGGCCCUGGCCCUCAAGAUGACAGAAGAGCUGGAAGGAGUCAAGAAAUCAGGACUCGUGGGUGCCGCAAGGCAAAAAGACUGGCAGUCGAGACGAUCGCAGAAGAUGGACAAGAUGGAGCUGCUGAAUCUCCAGUCCAACCUGCAGAGUGAGGUCCACGCCAAGGAUCAGAUCAACAAAGAGCUGUCAAAAGUCAAGUCGGAUCAAGUCCAGGCGGAAAAGAAGUUGAAAGCAGCUGAAGCCCGCAACAAGGAGUUAGAGAACAAGGUGGAAGCGCUGGAGAAACAAGUCAAGGAAAUGGAGCAGAAACUGGACGAUUACAGCUCACAACCCAUGGCCAAUAAAGUCUCAUCUCAUCUCUCUUUCCUGGACGAGAUUCUCAACACGGACAUCAAAGAAUACAAAUUGGAGGAUGAUGUGAAUGAAGAGAAGUAUUCCGAGACCUACAAGGAUGAGCAGGUCGACCAGGCAGCAAGUCCCAAGCCCGUGGCUACUGUCACCCCCGUCAUGCCCGUCCAGCCCAAACCCAAGCCGCACAAGUUUGUCAUCAGCACCUUCAGCGUGCCGCUCAAGUGCGCCCACUGUACGUCGUUGAUGCUUGGUCGCAUCAGGCAGGGAGUGAGAUGUGAAGUGUGCCAGUACGCCUGUCAUGUUGCCUGCUCCCAAGAAAGAGCUCAUGUGUGUCCCAUCCCGCCUGAUCAGAUCGCCAAGCCCCUGGGUAUUGAUCCCAACCGGGGUAUCGGCACAGCCUACGAGGGGGUGCUCAAGAUCCCCAAGCCUGGCGGGGUGCGCAAGGGCUGGAUGCGGCAGUUCGCCGUGGUCUGCGACUUCAAACUCUUCCUGUUUGACAUGAUGGAAGGCAAGAGCAACCAGAGUAACCUGGAACCCUCUCACAUCAUUGAUAUGAGGGAUGAAGACUUUCAAGUCAGCACUGUCAAGGAAUCAGAUGUCAUCCAUGCUGAUCGGAAGGACGUCCCUUGCAUCUUCAAGGUGGCCGCGUCACAGCUGAACCCACCAGGCCUGACAGCCCAGUUCCUCCUCCUGGCCUCGAGCGAGAACGACAAGAAGAAGUGGGUGAACGCCCUGAAUGAGCUGCAUCGCAUCCUGCGACGCAACAAGCGUCCCGAGAAGCCCGUCUUCCUGGCCAAGGAAGUCUGCGAUCCCAGCAUGCCCCUCAUCAAGAUGGUCCACUGUGCUGACAUCGUCGAUUACGAUAGGUUUUUGCUUGGGACUGACGAGGGUCUGUACUGCCUUCAGCUGUCCACUGGUUAUAUUACACGGGUAGAUAACAAGAAGAUAUUCCACGUUGAGAUCGUGCCCACCGAGCAGCUCAUUAUCGUCAUCUCAGGCAGGGGUCGUCACGUGCGCCUGAUCCCCAUCCUAGCCCUAGACCAGGAGGCCAACGCCAUCAAGGUAGAGGAGCCUAAAGGCAGCACGCUGUUCACCACUGGCCGCAUCCGGCAGGGCUCCACCAUGUGCAUGUGUGUGGCCAUGAAGCGUCACGUCCUGGUCUACGAGUUCAAUCGCACCAAGCUGCGACACAGGAAGAUCAAGGAGCUGACCCUCCCCGCGCCCUGCUCCACCCUGGAGGUCUUCCAGGAGCGACUCUGUGCCGGCUACACGUCUGGUUUCAGCCUCUUCAGCAUACAAGGGGAAGGACAGCACAUCCAACCUUUGCUGAAUGUGGAUGAUCCUUCCCUGUCCUACCUUCAGAAGACUCCUGUGGAUGCGCUGGCCGCUGUACAAAUCAGCAACAAAGAAUAUUUAUUGUGUUUUAUGACCGUUGGUGUGUAUGUGGACUACCAGGGCCGUCGGACGAGGAAACAAGAACUGAUGUGGCCGGCAGUACCCACCGCCAUAUGUUUCAACUAUCCGUACCUCGUGGUGUACAGUGAGGUAUCAGUGGACAUGUUUGAAGUCAGUCACAUGGAGUGGUUCCAGACCAUUCCCAUCAAAGGGACGCAUCCCUUGACCCACGACGGCAGCUUCAACCUGUGCUACGUCACCGACCUGCACACUCCCAGGCUAAUGUACCUUCACAACAACGACAACGACGGAGCAGAAAAGGACGACCUGGUGAUUCCGCACACCAACAAGCAGAACAUCAAGAGAGAUAAGGGAAGGUUCUCCUUCAAGAACAGGGAAGAAAUCAAGAAGACAAAAGAUCGCAAGUCGAUGAUAUCCGGACCGUCAGACUUCAACCAUAUCACUCACAUGGGGCCUGGGGAUGGUAUGCAGAUGCUGAAAGACCUGCCACAGAGAAAGAUCCAACUACGCGAGGAGAAGCAGUCGGGUCGAGACUUCCAGCGAGUCCGCAGCAUGUUCCAGCCCAUGGGGCCCGGCCUACGGACCGUCCCUAGCUCCAGGGAACGAGCCUCCUCCAUGCACUCGGCCGGCCGGGGUGACGUCAACGGGAGCAGUAGUCUGAUGCCCACUAGCCCCGGGGUGCCUGGCGGGGAAGGGGUCAGUGGGGGCCAUGACGGAGGGCAGCGCAGCUACAGUGAUGAGUCACCGCCUUUGUCUAGUCACUCGCCUAGACAUUCAUUAGGUUCUAGUUCCAGUACUCCCCCCACACCGCAUCGGACAAGCGUUGUGGAACCAGACCAGCUGUCUGGGGGGUCCGGGGGCUGGGACGGGGACGCCAAGGGAACUUCAUCGUACUAACAGACCCUCGCUCUCAACUCUUCUCACCGGUGAGAAAAUAAAUGUCAAAAUCAGCAACAAACUCCUUUGCUCAAGUUUCGCAGGAGCAUGGUACAUCGUGAAUCAACGACUUGAGCCAAGACGGGCCAAUGAAACCUGCUCUGGAAGAUAAGUCAAUGCAUUGAAAGCGCAUGAUGAUAAAUU
This is a messenger RNA of Patiria miniata (bat star), 5749 nucleotides long. RefSeq names its product serine/threonine-protein kinase MRCK alpha-like. Gene Ontology annotation, molecular function: ATP binding; protein serine/threonine kinase activity. Gene Ontology annotation, cellular component: cytoskeleton; cytoplasm. The record is from RefSeq and is a predicted model, not a curated record. The transcript is spliced from 39 exons. The coding region runs from base 428 to 5566 and encodes 1712 amino acids. Gene Ontology annotation, biological process: actomyosin structure organization; peptidyl-threonine phosphorylation. NCBI's taxonomy places the organism in Eukaryota, Metazoa, Echinodermata, Asteroidea, Valvatida, Asterinidae.